Messenger RNA from Amphibalanus amphitrite, 2800 nucleotides. RefSeq names its product kielin/chordin-like protein. The coding region runs from base 132 to 2345 and encodes 737 amino acids. The record is from RefSeq and is a predicted model, not a curated record. Gene Ontology annotation, molecular function: peptidase inhibitor activity. Lineage: Eukaryota; Metazoa; Arthropoda; Thecostraca; Balanomorpha; Balanidae. The transcript has 15 exons.
GUUCUGGUCUGGCGGGCGCACUCCGCCCGGUGCCCGGCUACGGCGACCGGCCAGCCGGCGUGGCGGGCGGUGGCGGCGGUGGGUCGCCUAUUUAGCCGCCACCCCCGGGCCGUGCCGGACAGUGGUUCACCAUGCUCCGGCUCGUGCUGUUGGUGUGCUUCGUCGCCGCCGCCGCGGCGGUGCCAGUUGAGAGCGACACUGAGUUCUGCAACGGACAGACCGAGUGUCCCCAGGAUUGCGGCUAUGUGAGCCGCAACGAGAAGUGCGUGUUCUGCAGGUGCGGGGAUAGCCCGCUGGUGCAGCCUCCCGAGCCGCUGCCGCUGCCCGAACCAGAGCCGCUGUCCUGUCAGCACGGACAGAGCUUCAUUGACGAGUGUGACAACGACUGCAAGUGCAUUGCGGAUGGCAAGUACGGCUGCACCAGGAAACUCUGCAGGCCGGGACAGACGCCCGAAAAGCCCAAGACCUGCAGCGGAGCCGACGGCCUGCCCAAGAGGACCGGACAGCGCGUCUUCUGCCACGAGGGCAUCAUCAAAACCCAGCCGACAGAUGCCGAUUGUCUGCCGGGCGCUGUAUUCAAGGACGCGGAAGACUGCAACACGUGUCGGUGCACCGAUAAGGGCGUGGCUGGAUGCACUUUCAAGUUGUGCAUUACAUCAGAACCCAAGGGACCGACCUGCCAGCACGGACAGAGCUUCAUUGACGAGUGUGACAACGACUGCAAGUGCAUCGCGGACGGCAAGUACGGCUGCACCAGGAAACUCUGCAGGCCGGGACAGACGUCCGAGAAACCCAAGACCUGCAGCGGCGCCGACGGCCUGCCCAAGAGGACCGGACAGCGCGUCUUCUGCCACGAGGGCAUCGUCAAAACCCAGCCGACAGAUGCUAAGUGCCUGCCGGGCUCCGUCUUUAAGGAUAAGGAAGACUGCAACACAUGCCGCUGUUCCGACUCCGGGGAGGCAGCGUGCACUUUGAGGGCGUGCAUUGAUCUGAGAACCGACUCCAGCUGCUCAUACGGACCAGGCUUCAUCGACGAGUGCAACAACGACUGCAACUGCGUCAACGACGAGUUCUACGGGUGCACGUUCAAGGCCUGCAAGCCGGGCGAGCGGCCGGAGGUACCGAUGCGGUGCACCAGCUCCGACAACCUGCCCUCCCGGGCCGGCGCCGAGGUGGUCUGCGAGGACGGCAUCGUCAAGCUGCACGAGAAAAAAUGCAGAUACGGAGACGAGUACAUCGACGAGUGUGACAACAACUGCCGCUGCCUGGAGGGCAAGUACGCCUGCACGCGGAAAGAAUGCCGGGCGGGGCAGAUCAGCAUGAUGCCCAUGUCGUGCAGUGGAACGGUCGACCUGCCGUACAGGGCGAACCGACGCGUCUUCUGCCACGAGGGUAUCGUCAAGGUGCAGGACAAUGAUGAGACCUGUCUGGCCGGUGCGGUUUUCAACGAUGAGUGCAACGAAUGUUUCUGCAGUGACACUGGAAAGAGUGGCUGCACUCUGAAAGCUUGCGUCGGCGAGGAGUCGGAGUCGACGGUGACCUGCGAGGACGGCCUGCCAGAGUGUCCCCAAGACUGCGGCCAGUCCUACAACAAGGCCAGGGACUGCUACGACUGCCCCUGCGCCAUCGGUAACCCGGGCGACCUCACCGUCAUGCCCGGCGAGCCGUGCCCGCCGGGCACGGUACUGACCGAGUCUGGGCCGUUCUUCAGUACCUGUGGACCCUCCACCAAAUGUCCUCACGGUCUGGAAUUCAUCGACGAGUGCGGCAAUGACUGCACCUGCGGCGGUGACGGCUACGGGUGUACGUACAAGGCGUGCCAGCCGGGCCAGACCGGCGCCAAGCCCAUGACCUGCGCGAGCAGCGCUGACCUGCCCGAGAGGAAGGGCAAGCGCGUCUUCUGCCACGACGGCAUCGUCAAGCUCCAGAAUAAGGAGGAUUCCUGCAUUCCUAAAUCACUGUUCAAAGAGGACUGCAACAGCUGCUUCUGCGGAGAACAGGGGCAGAUGGGCUGCACUCUGAAGGAAUGCGCUCCGAAGCAAGGAGCUUGUGCUCACGGAAAGUCCUUCAUCGACGAGUGUGAUAACGACUGCGAGUGCGUCAAAGGCGAGUCCUACGGCUGCACCAGGAAGGCCUGCAAGCCGGGCCAGACGGCCGAGAAGCCCAAGACCUGCAGCGGCGCCGACGACCUGCCUCAGCGCGCCGGCAGGAGGGUCAUGUGCCACGAGGGCAUCGUCAAGACCCAGGAGAAAGACGCAGAGUGCCUUCCCGGCUCUACUUACAAGGAAGAGUGCAACACGUGCACUUGCGGUGGCGCCUGUACUCUGAAGGCCUGCAUCCUGUAAUCGCACAGUGUCGGCCAGCCGCCCCUCCGGUGAUGGCGAACGAGCACAGCCUCGGACUGGAGCUGCCCAGCGCUCACCAGUUCUCACCAGUGAGAGCUCACCGUUUGUCACCACUCGCAGCUGCUCACCGAAUGAAGAGCCGUUCGCGGUGACAUUUCCCCUUGGCGAACGCACCCACUGACAGUCGCAUUUAGAUGUUUUAGGUCGGCAUCGGUACGUGCAGUAGUGUGGCCUUAGACCGGUAGCGUGCAAGGUGCUUUGAUGUCUUAUUCACUAUUCGUGUCUCUGAACACUCACAUGUGGCCAUCUGAAGAAAUGUGGUGCACGUCAGAAAAGAUUUUAAUUGUCAUGUGCCUGUUCGACUGAAUGGUGCAACGCCCUGUAGAACUGUUUGCUGUUCAUGUCCCGUGAUAUGUGAAUGGCAUUUAUUUGGCAAUAUACUUCUCAAUAACGAG